Messenger RNA from Blastomyces dermatitidis ER-3, 291 nucleotides. RefSeq names its product preprotein translocase subunit YidC. NCBI's taxonomy places the organism in Eukaryota, Fungi, Ascomycota, Eurotiomycetes, Onygenales, Ajellomycetaceae. The transcript is spliced from 2 exons. Gene Ontology annotation, cellular component: mitochondrial outer membrane. Bases 1 to 291 code for a protein of 96 amino acids. Gene Ontology annotation, biological process: protein insertion into mitochondrial outer membrane; mitochondrial outer membrane translocase complex assembly. The record is from RefSeq and is a predicted model, not a curated record.
AUGGCGUCUGGAGACGAUUCGCACUCGCGGAUAGAGCUAUACGAUUCCGCCUUGACCCUACCCUCCGACUCAGAAAAUUAUUCAGCAAACAACGAGCUAUCCUCAUCACCUCUGUCCUCCUCGAGUUCUCCUAUAAUCCUCUACAAACCGCCAACCUUCUGGGGUUUACUACGGGGCGCGGCUAUCAAUCUACUCCUUCCAUUUGUCAAUGGUCUGAUGUUGGGCUUUGGUGAACUGCUGGCUCAUGAGGCUGCGUUCAGGUUAGGAUGGUCCGGCACCAAGGCGUGGUGA